CAAGCGGCUUUUGCUGGAGGACUUUGGAUGGGUGAAGAUUCUGAAUGAGAAUAACUAGGAGUCAGUCCUGCUGCUGCUGCCUGCCGGGGCUAUAUACAAGGAGGAGAUCCCCAUCACAUACAUACUGUAGCUGAGCGCAGAUUACGGGCACCCUGACCUGUACCUGUAUCCGAGAAACUGCCACAUCAGAUCGGAGCAGUUGGAGAUGCCAUGCCGGCUGUUGGUGGUGUUGGUGCUGUGCGCUGGGGUGCAGUGCCAGCUUAGAGGCUUGUUCCCUGCUAUAUUAAACCUUGCCAGCAAUGCAGAAAUCACCACCAAUGCUACAUGUGGGGAAAUGGGACCAGAGAUGUUUUGCAAACUGGUGGAACAUGUGCCAGGAAGGAUAGUACGAAAUGCACAAUGCCGUACCUGUGAUCAGAACAGCGUUAAUCCAAAAGAGCGGCACCCAGUCUCCAAUGCUAUUGAUGGCACUAACGACUGGUGGCAGAGUCCCAGUAUUCAGAAUGGGAGGUUGUAUCACUGGGUCACCAUAACGCUGGAUUUAAAACAAGUCUUUCAGAUUGCAUAUAUUAUCAUCAAGGCAGCAAAUUCUCCAAGACCUGGAAACUGGGUUUUAGAGCGUUCUCUGGAUGGAGUUGAGUUUAUGCCAUGGCAGUAUUAUGCAAUUAGUGACACAGAGUGCCUGACUCGCUACAACGUGACACCAAGACUUGGUCCACCAACAUACAAGAGAGAUGAUGAAGUGAUCUGUACAUCAUAUUAUUCAAGGCUUGUGCCAUUGGAACAUGGUGAAAUCCACACUUCAUUAAUUAAUGGAAGACCAAGCGCUGAUGAUCUUUCUCCAAAAUUGCUGGAUUUUACCUCUGCAAGAUACAUCCGUCUUCGCUUGCAACGCAUCAGAACCCUUAAUGCAGAUCUCAUGACCCUCAGCCACAGAGAUUUAAAGGAUGUGGAUCCCAUAGUGACAAGAAGAUACUUCUACUCUAUCAAAGACAUAUCAGUAGGAGGAAUGUGCAUUUGCUAUGGACAUGCUCGCAGCUGCCCAUAUGAUGAAGUUACCAUGAGACUUCAGUGUCAGUGUGAGCGUAACACUUGUGGGGACAGCUGCAAUGAGUGUUGCCCUGGUUACCACCAGAAUCCAUGGAGACCUGGCACCAUUUCCAUUGGCAAUAAGUGUGAGAAAUGUAAUUGCCACAACAAAGCAGAAGACUGCUACUAUGACCAAACCGUGGCUGAUCAGAAUAUGAGCUUGAAUAUUCAUGAUCAGUAUAUUGGAGGAGGCGUUUGCUUAAACUGCACACAAUACACAGCUGGAAUUAACUGUGAAACAUGUAUUAAUGGAUACUACAGGCCUCACAAGGUCUCCCCUUAUGCAGAAGCACCGUGCCUUCCGUGUGAAUGUGAUCCAUUUGGGUCUCUUAGUCCUGUCUGUGUUGUUGAUGAUAGUCAUUCCAAGCAAGGUGCUCUUCCAGGCCAGUGUCAGUGCAAAGAGGGUUACACAGGCCCAAAAUGUGAUCAGUGUGCAUUUGGAUAUAAGGUAUACCCAAAUUGCCAGCGCUGCAACUGCAGUUUGAUAGGAAGCCUGAAUGAUGAUCCUUGUGCAGAGCAGUGUAUAUGUAAGGAACACGUGGAAGGUGAAAACUGUGAUCGGUGUAAGGUUGGAUACUACAACCUGCAGGAACAGAAUCCAGAGGGAUGUGUUGAAUGCUUUUGCUUUGGUGUGUCCGGUGUCUGCGAUGAGCUUUUUUGGCACACUACUCAGAUGUCUGCUAUAACUGGCUGGCACGUCAGUGACUUGCAUGGGUCUGAAAGAAUUCAGCCACAACAAGACCAGUUUGAUGGUCCUCAUCAAAUAAGCAUCAACAACACAGAAGCCAGGAAGACCCUGCAGUCUGUCUACUACUGGGAUGCGCCAUCAUCUUACCUUGGAAAUAAAUUGACAUCUUUCGGUGGAUUCUUGAGGUAUACAGUAUCUUAUGAUAUUCCUGCGGAAAGUUCAGAUGGUGAACUCAUCUCUAAUGUUGACCUUGUUAUACAGGGAAGUGGCAUAACAAUAGGCACAAAGGCAGAGGGUUUACUGCUGCAGCCAUACGAGGAAUACACAGCUGAGCUAAAACUGCUUCCCGAAUUUUUUUUUGACUUUUAUACCAAGAGGCCUGUGGACAGAGACAGGCUUAUGACUGUUCUUGCUAAUAUAAAUCACCUUUGGAUAAGAGCUAGUUACAACACUGCCAAAAAAUCAAUCAGCAGAUUAAGCUCAGUAACAUUGGAUACAGCAACACCGAAUGUGAUCGACCUCUUGCCAGCAGUACAAGUGGAAAACUGUGAAUGUCCGCCUGGUUACGCUGGAACAUCUUGUGAGUCUUGUAUCCCUGGACACUACCGUGUUGGUGGAACCCUCUUUGGUGGGAUUUGUCAGCCUUGUGAAUGCAAUGGACAUGCGACUGAAUGUGACACCAAUGGUGCAUGUUAUGCUUGCCAACACAAUACUACAGGACCACACUGUGACCAGUGUUUGCCAGGCUUCUAUGGUGACCCGUCUGCUGGCACACCUCACGACUGCCAGCUGUGUGCAUGUCCUUUAAGCAUUUCUGAUAACAAUUUCAGCCCCACGUGUUACUUAUCUACUGACGAGGGUGUGGUAUGUGACCAGUGUCUACCUGGCUAUACUGGAAGACGGUGUGAAAAGUGUGCAAAAGGCUACUUUGGAAAUCCCUCAGUGCCCGGAGGGUCCUGCGUCCUUUGUGACUGUAAUGGCAAUAUAGACCCUUUUGAAGAUGGUCAUUGUGACUCCAUGACAGGAGAAUGUCUUAAAUGUAUUGAUAAUACAGCUGGACGAAACUGUGAAAGAUGUGCAGAUGGAUUCCAUGGAGAUGCACUUUUAGCAAAGAAUUGUACUGCAUGUGAAUGCCACCCGAAUAGCUCCAUCUCUGCCCUUUGCCACCAUGAAACUGGCUUAUGUGACUGUAAACCAAAUGUGUUUGGAAAACAAUGCGACCAGUGUGAACCUGGAUUCUACGGUCUGACAUCUGGUCUUGGCUGCCUUCCAUGUAACUGUAGCCAAUCAGGUUCAAUCUCUGAAGUGUGCAAUGAUGCCGGACAGUGUACAUGUGUUAUCGGAGUGGCAGGGGAUAAAUGUGACAUCUGUGCUCAUGGGUUUUAUGCAUACAAGGAUGGUGGCUGCAUACCUUGUGACUGUGAGCACACACAGAAUAACUGCAACCCACAGUCUGGAGAGUGCGUCUGCCCACCCCACACGCAUGGGCCAAAAUGUGAAUACUGCGAUGCCAGCUUCUGGGGCCAUGAUCCUGAACUUGGGUGUUUGGCCUGCAAUUGCAGCAAUGAUGGGUCAUCCAGUCUCCAGUGUGACGUGACCACGGGUCAGUGCCUGUGCAGAGAGGAAUAUGGUGGACAGACCUGCAAUGCUUGUCUCUUUGGAUUUAGAAAAUACCCUAGCUGCAUGGCUUGUGACUGUGAUGUAAAAGGCACUCAGUCUGCAUGGUGUGACGAUGAACAAAUGAUGUGCAGCUGUGAGGAAGACACCGGUGCCUGUGCUUGCAAGGGCAAUGCAGUAGGAAGUUAUUGCAAUGAAUGUAAAGGUGGCACCUUUGCCCUUCGUGCUGAUAACCCACUCGGUUGUUCUCCAUGUUUCUGUUCUGGGAUGUCUGAGCUGUGUACAGAGAUGGAAGACUACGUUUACAUACCUAUAUCCUUGGUACCUGACCACUCACUGCUCCAUGUUGUAUCUCUGGAUGGUAUGAAGGGAACUACAGAUGGUGUAUUUUCUGAAGCUGUUGAUAUGCUGUUAGAUGCAUCGGUGAUACGGCAGAACCUUUUAUCAGAGAUAUUUUAUUGGCAGUUACCAGCUCAGUUCCUUGGUGAUAAGACAUUGUCUUAUGGAGGGAUAAUGAAGUUUGUUGUUACAUAUUACGCAUUAGCAGAUUCUGGUUCUUCAGAUUUUGAACCACAAAUUAUAAUGAAAGGUGGACAUCUCAGGAAGCGAGUUAUUAGCAUGGACAAGCUAAAUCCUGCAAAUGGAGUGAAGAAUGAGAUACAAAUCAACCUGAGGGAGAAUAACUGGAAAUAUUAUAACUCUGUGUCUAGUGAGUCAGUUACAAGAAUGGAUUUCAUGUCUGUUCUAAGCAACAUUGAUUACAUUCUUAUAAAAGCAUCCUAUGGCUAUGGAUUACAACAGAGCAGGCUAUCAAAUAUCUCUAUGGACAUAGCAGUGGAAGCAUCAGACAUGCAUUCUGGUCAGCAAGCAGCGCACCUUAUAGAGAUGUGUGAUUGUCCUCGUGGCUAUACUGGCCUCUCAUGUCAGGAGUGUGCAACUGGCUACUACAGAGAGAAACUGACAGAGGUGAAUGUACGAGAGGAACAACCGUUAAUCGCCCCAUGUGUACCUUGUCAGUGCAGUAACCACAGUGAGAUAUGUGAUCCACACACUGGAGAAUGCAUGGGUUGUAGAGAUCAUACCGCUGGACACAACUGCCAUGUUUGUGCUCUUGGUUACUACGGCAAAGUGACAGGGUCAAUUUUAGACUGCUCACUCUGUGCAUGCCCCAAAGGCAAUUCCAGAAGUUUUAGUCCAUCUUGUGUACUUGAAGGAGUUAAUGAUUUCCGAUGUGACGCCUGUCUGCCUGGAUAUGAGGGGAAACACUGUGAACAAUGUUCUUUUGGUUACUUUGGCAAUCCAGCUGAGCCUAACGGUGGCUGCCAGUUAUGUGAUUGCAAUCCAAGUGGCUCAUUGAAUAAUCAGUGUGAUAGAGAAACUGGUCAAUGCAUUUGUAAGACGGGGGUGACUGGACGCCUUUGUGAUACAUGUGAAGUAAGGCAUAUUCUGCUGGACCAGCAGUGCAUAUCAUGCGAUGAUGACUGCACAGGACCACUACUUGAUGAUCUGGAUAAUCUGCAUCGCGUCAUUUACUCUGUAAACUACACUGGAAUCAUCACUGUGCCUCAUGGAUUUAUGUUGACUCUGGAAAACAUGAUACUGGAUGAAAAGGAACCUGUCUACAGAAAUGUGGAUGCUCUCCGAAUUCUUGGCAAGUCAGUGGAGCCACAAUUGGCUGUUUUGUCUGAGGACACAGGGCGACUACAUAAGAGGAUGACACAGAUAAAAGUGCAUGGUCAAAGUGUGCAAAAUUCCACCAUUAAGACCAUGAAUAAAAGCCAAGAACUAACAGGAUUUAUUGACAACCUACAUGCAACAAUUAAAGUAAUUAUCAAAAUCACUGAGAGUUUGAAUGAGACGCUUGGCAGUGAUCCCCAACUGUCUGACAGCACAGUACUGGAUUAUCAGGAAGACGUUUCUUCCAAGCUUGAGUCAAUGAGCACAAAAGCCUUUCAUGAACAUUAUCACCAUGCUACCACAAACCUUAAAGUUUCAGAUGACUUACUAACCCUUGUUCGGAAUAAUUACGAGAAGCCACAUCAGGACUUACGGAGGUUGAAGAAGAGUCUUCAAGACAUGUUAUCACAGCGCAACAGCAAAUUGCUUACAGCUAAAGACUUAAUUGGUGAAUCCACAUCAAAUACCAAUAGCACCAACAAUCUUCUGAUUAUCAUCCAAAACAACCUGGAAGACUUCAAAGUAAAAAAAAAGACUCUCCAAGAGAACAAGAAUCAUUCUGAAGUGUUGAUUGAGGAAGGACUUUUGCUGGCUGAAGAGGCAGCUCUGCUUAGAGAUGACGUGAUUAAUGCAACAUCUAUAUUAGAUAUGCACAAAGAAGAGCUGAUCAUGUGGAACACAAAGCUGAGGCACCAUGUAGAUGAGCUGGUUCUGCAGAUGUCCAAGCGAGAUGCUCUUGCCUUGGUCUACAAAGCCGAAAACCAUACAGCCAGUAUACAGAGACAGGCAGAUGCACAAAACAGUUCUCUAUCAGAUAUAAGAAACACUUCGGUAAAUGCCACAACUGCUAUACAAGCUCACUCUGGUAUUAAACAUAUGAUUGAGCAAGCUGAGACAAUGGCGGAGCAGUGUAACUAUACCAUCUCAGAGGCUCUGGCAUUGGUUUCUGGACCAGAGAGAUCUUUAAAGCCCACUUCGGAGAAUUCCAUGAGGAUCAGCACACAACUUCUAGAUGAAUCAAAAAAUUUAAGUCGAAACACAAAAGCAGUUAUGUCUCACUUGAAAGCCUUGAAGACAAAAGUGGAUAAGAUAGAAAACCGUACACGUGCAUUUACUGGACAGAUAGACAAGCAGAUGCGGUCUCUGAGAACCUUGCCAAGUGAUAUAAGUGCUAAACUCCAGGAUGCCAAAGAUCUGGCUUUGUCUGCCAAUGCCAGUGCCACCGGAACCUUAAACCAUAUCAUGAACUUCAACCAAAAACUGACAAAAGAUACAUCUACUUUGUCCAUGGUUAAUGACACACUGCAAAAGACGAACGGGCUUCUGGUUGACUCAUCGAAGACUGCUAUAUCAGCAGAGAAUAGAAUAAAGGAAGUGGAAACACAAGCUAAUAUUUUGCUGGACAGAUUGAAACCAUUAAAAUUGCUUGAGGAGAACCUGAGCAGAAACCUGUCCGAAAUAAAAGAGCUGAUUAAUCGUGUACGGAAACAAGCAGCAUCGAUUAAAGUAGCUGUUUCAGCAAACAAGGAUUGUGUGCGCUCUUACCACCCUGAGAUUCGUUCUUCUAACUUCAAUACUCUAACAUUAAACGUUAAGACCAGUGAGCCAGACAACCUUCUCUUUUACAUGGGCAGUAACACUAUGGCUGAUUUCAUGGCUGUGGAAAUGCGUCAGGGUAAAGUAUCUCUACUAUGGGACGUGGGAAGUGGAGCAACAAGGCUCGAAGACCCAGAUAUCCAGAUAAACAACAAUAAAUGGCAUAAAAUACACGCAACAAGGUUCGGUAGAUCAGGCACAUUGAGUGUUGAAGAAGUCAUCUCAUCUCAGAAAACUUCAGCAAAAACUUCAGCUUCUCCAGGAACAUCAUCCAUUCUCCAUGUGGAUAAUUCCACUCUAAUGUUUGUUGGAGGAAUUGGUGGUGAAAUACAGAAAUCACCAGCAGUCCAAACAACUGAUUUUAAAGGCUGUAUGGGUGAGGCAUCUCUGAAUGGGAAAUCUUUUGGCUUAUGGAACUAUGCGCAGAGGCUUGGAAAGUGUGCUGGAUGCUCUGGAAGUCCUCAGGAUGAAGAUCCUGCUUUCUAUUUUGAUGGCAGCGCGUAUUCCACAGUGGAAAGAUCCCUGCGCUCUACCACUACACAGAUAAUCAUCCAUUUCCGCACAUUCUCCCCAAAUGGUCUACUGCUUUAUCUCGCCUCCAAUGGAACGAGAGAUUUCCUGUCUCUGGAGAUAGUGGAUGGAAAGUUGAGACUUUCAGUGGAAUUAGGUUCGGGUCCUUUGGUCCUGACAACAGAUGGUCGUUACAAUAAUGGAGAGUGGUAUAAAGUUGUCUUUAAUCGAAACAAAAAGCUGGGUACUCUAAUUGUCAUGGAUUCCUACAACUCCAGCCAGAGAGAAAGCAAACAGGGAGAAGCCCCUGGUAUUGCUUCAGACCUUAACAGGUCAGAUAAGGAUCCCAUAUAUAUUGGUGGGCUUCCUAGUUCCAGGGUUAUCAGGCGACAACUAAGUAGUAGAUCCUACGUUGGCUGCAUUAAGAACUUGGAGAUUUCACGCUCAAACUUUGACUUGGAAAAAUUUGGUUAUGAUGUGCAAAAAGGAUGCAAAAUAGAGCCUGCUCAGAGUGUAACUGUCCUAAAUGAUGGCUACGUGGAAAUGUUGCCUGUGUCCUUGUCACCUGAAUCCGAGCUUAUGGUGUCAUUUUCCACACUCAAUGAGACAGGAAUUAUCUUGGCUGGUUUUGGCAAGGCAGUAAAGACCCGCAGUCGCAGACAGUCUCAACUGCCAUUUUUUGCUAUUAUGCUGGUAAAUGGCCACGUUGAACUACAUGUAAAUGCUAUGAACGGAGUUAACACGAAAAAAGUCAUAGUCAAAUCACCUACCGGAAUAUUUAGUGAUGGACAAGAACAUUCUAUUAUUAUUCUUCGUAACAAAAGACUUAUAAGUGUGCAAGUGGAUGAAGGGAAACCAGCAGAACUGAAGCUAAAUCCAUCUGUUGAGUUGAUCCCCCUAAAUGCUUCUAGUUUUUUCAUUGGUGGAGUUCCUGGCAAAAUGGCGGCCACCAUGCUGAGAACAAGCCAAUCGUUCUAUGGAUGCAUUCAAAAUUUGAUUGUAAAUAUGAAACAAAUUAAUUUCACCACCGUUAUAAAGUAUGAGAAAGUUCAAAUGGAUAGCUGCAUGCUAUCAGAGAGAACUAAGCCCACUGCCAGUGCUGCGGAACAGGAAGUACAGCCAUCGGCUAUUCCUGCUGGGUCUAUCACGUUAAAGAACGCAAUUGUGACCACACCAAUACAGAGAUCCCAUGCCACAAAGCCAUUACAGUGUGCCCAGGAUGUACUGCCAGGUCACGUGACCAAUGCCCACCAGUUCGGUCUUACAACUGGAAGCCAUAUCAUUUUGCCAUUUGACCAAUCUACAGUCAGAAGAAAGCUGUCUGUCCAGCUGACCCUGAGGACAUAUGCCACCAGUGGUCUCAUCUACUACAUGGCUCACCAGAACCAGGUGGACUAUGCUGUACUUCAGCUUCAUGAAGGGAAACUGCAUUUCUUGUUUGAUAUGGGAAAGGGGCGGACUGAGACUAUCCAUUCAGCUGUUAUCAGUGAUGGGAAAUGGCACACGAUUGCCACUGAAUACAUCAAAAGAAAAAGCACCAUUACUGUAGAUGGCCAGGAAUCUGCGUCUGUCACUGCGCCUGGUGACAGUAACACCCUGGAUGUGGAGGGAAAGCUGUACCUGGGUGGGCUGCCACCAACAUAUACAGCUAAGAAGAUAGGGAAUGUGACACACAGCAUUCCAGCAUGCAUCAGCAACGUUACUAUUAACAGCAAGCAAGUGGAUAAGGAGGGGCCCCUGUCCAUACUGGCUGUGAAUAAAUGUUAUACCACUGCACAAGAGGGAACCUAUUUUGAUGGGUCUGGAUUUGCUACUUUAGUUAAAGAGGGUUACAAAGUGCGGUCAGAUCUGAAUAUAACGCUAGAAUUCCGCACUACUGCCACGAGUGGGGUUCUCCUUGGAGUAAGUAGUGCUAAGGUGGAUGCAAUUGGCCUGGAGAUAGUAAACGGCAGGGUUUUGUUCCAUGUAAACAAUGGUGCUGGAAGAAUAACAGCAAUUUAUAAGCCAGAAGAAGCCAGCUCACUGUGUGAUGGGAAAUGGCAUCGGAUUCAUGCCAAUAAGAUUAAACAUAGGAUUGUCCUAACAGUGGAUGGGAACACAGUUCUGGCUGAGAGUCCUAAUGUCCAGUCAACCUCUGCAGAUACGAAUAAUCCAGUUUUUGUUGGUGGCUAUCCAGCUGAGGUGAAGCAAAACUGCCUGACCAGCCAGACCUCAUUCCGGGGAUGCAUAAAGAACAUGGAGCUGGUGAAGGGGACACAGACAGAAGCCAAUGACUUUAGCAAAGCAUUUGACAUGCGUGGAGUCUUCCCAUACUCUUGUCCAGGAACAGAAUUAUAGCAGGAGACAUAUUGCUGACACUAGGCCAUUCAUAUAGACAAAAAGUAUAUUUAUACAAACAAGUGAUGUUAUCUCACACGAUAUACACUCAGUACAUGCAUUGUGAGGCUGUGAGAUUGAUUUCCUGACACGGGCUUAUUGUAGGCUCUGUGAUGGAACAACCACACACAGUACAAUAGCAUAGCAUUAUUUGAUAUUACUGCACAAGGUUUAAUUACUGUAUACCCAAAGGUGUGUUAUUGAGACAUUGUAACACAUUUCCAACUCAGGAACAACAAUUUCCAUUAACUGUUUAACUGAAAGAUGUGUGUACAACAAAUACCUCCAGUGCCAUAUUGUUAGCAUUACAUAAUAUUCUAUUACUGUGUCCAUUCAUGUGUUUGCUGGAUGAUGCUGAAUAAUUGACAGUAUUUGAAUUAUUUUUUUCAGUGUUAAUCAUUCUACAACUUCUCAUAUGUUUCUGACUUUUUUUUAUUCAAUUAAACAUCCCAGAUUUAUUUUA
Pseudophryne corroboree (corroboree frog) is the source of this 10016-nucleotide messenger RNA. RefSeq names its product laminin subunit alpha 1 (gene LAMA1). Gene Ontology annotation, molecular function: signaling receptor binding. NCBI's taxonomy places the organism in Eukaryota, Metazoa, Chordata, Amphibia, Anura, Myobatrachidae. Bases 206 to 9514 code for a protein of 3102 amino acids. The transcript has 63 exons. Gene Ontology annotation, biological process: cell adhesion; regulation of cell migration; regulation of embryonic development. The record is from RefSeq and is a predicted model, not a curated record.